Geodia barretti is the source of this 952-nucleotide messenger RNA. Lineage: Eukaryota; Metazoa; Porifera; Demospongiae; Tetractinellida; Geodiidae. The record is from the annotation of a GenBank genome assembly.
GGGGGUGGGGAAAUCACGAGUAAAGAGAGGUAUUGCAUAUACUAUAUACUGGGGGAUGUCAGAACCAGGUUUGACGCCUGCUGCUAGCGCCAGCGGUUACCACACUCCAGAUAACCAGACGACUCGGUCCUCGUCCUCGGACUCCGUGGGCAGUUUCCACACGGCCAACCCCAUCGACUCGGAGAGGUCCAGUCCCUGGGUCCACACGGACGUAGAGGGCUGGCAGACACCGCAACCUGAAUACCUCUCAUCGUUAGAGGUAGCCCCGCUCUAAUGAGAGAUAAUUUCCUGAGAGGUUUGUUGGUCCACCAGGCACCCAGUCUGGACGGAGACAACACCCUCCUGGUAGCUGAGGCCGACAGACCACACCCCUACACCUCUCUCCCUCCACCGGGCACUGAGGAGACGGAUGAAGAGGUGACCUUGCGCAAUAACCCCAGUCCGCCUCAGGAUAUGGAGGACUCCGUGACGAGGGGGGCAGAGGGAGAGGCCAGGAACUGGAUUGGACAGCCCAAGCUGAUCCCGGCAGACUCCGACACAAUCCCUCCAUGUCCAGAAAAGAGACCACUGCCAGAAAAUAGCGUGAGAGGGGCAUCUCGUAACCAUAGCACCGGUACAGCAAUCAGAGAAACCACACCUCUUUUGCGCUCGGAUACAUCGUCGAUGCAAUCCAGCGAGCGAGAGUGUGACUGCUGCAUUUUGCUGUGAACCAUUUUAUCAGACUAUAAUCUCUUCUCUCCCUCUCACGUGUGUGUGUAUGUAUUUAUUUUUUUUAACAUCACCCAUCAUCAAUGGGACACCAAACUAGGAGGAAAGUUCGGAGCAAGCUAAGGGAAACACCUGCGUGUGUAUUUAUUUUCAAAAGAGGUUACAUCAUCAUCAUCACUGAUGUAUGUACAUAUAUGACGCACAAGUUACAAAAAGUCUUUAUGGUACACAUGUGUAUGGAACG